AUGUCUUACUAUGUUCGAUCGAAAUUAAUUCGUCCUUCAACAACUUCUAAUCAUGAUAGACCAUUAGAUAAUAGUUCAGUAAGAGAAAGUAGAUUAGUGUAUAUUAAAAUUUUAAUAUUAUAGAAAGUAGAACACUACAUUUAAAACUGGAAGAGAGAAAGAAAAUUUAUAUGAUGAGAAUAUUAAAUUGAAAUCUUAAUUGAAUGAAUAAACUUAGUUAUUGCUUUAAUCAAGAUCAAAAGUAUAGCAAUUAGAAGUAAAGAUUACAAAUUUACAUUAGAGAGAAUUAUAAAGAUUUAAAAACUUAAUUGAAGAUUCUAUUAAACCAGAGACAUCUUAACAGAAAAUAUAAAUAGAACGUUAUGGCUUAAUUAUGAAAAUGAAAAACAAAAUCAAAUAGUUGAUUCUAGAGUUAUAAAGUAAGUCUAAAGAAUUAAUUAAAUUAAAGAGAACAAUGAGAUUCACUAAUUUUUAAGAAUUAGAAGUAAAUUAUCUAUUUCAUAAUCAAUUAGAUAGAAUUAAAAAAUUAUAUAGAUGAAACCCUUAGAUUGAGAUCAAAGUUAGAAUAUAAUGAAUAAAUGAUUGCUGUUUAAUCAUCAGCUGAACCUUUGGAAAAGUAAAUUUUGCAUUUAGAAAAAACAAUCAAAAUACUCUAGAAAGAUAAUCAAGAAUAUAAUUCAAAACAAUUAAAUAAUGAUUUUAUCACUUCUAAAUUAUAAGUAUAAACCUAUAAUCAAAGUAGAUUCAAUUAGAAGAAACUUUGAAAUAAAAUGAGAAAUAAUUUAAGGAAAUUAUAAAUUUUGAAUAAAUGGUCAAAGAAUUGAAUGAAUAUAAUAGAUAAUGCAAUGAUCUCAUUUCAUAAUUAUAACUUUAAAUUAAAGCUUAGAUGUAGAGUCACUAAAAUACAACAUAAGAAGAACUAUUAAAAAUUUAAUCUUCAUAUGAAUAGUUAUAAAUUAAAUAUUCUUAAGAGAUUGAGUAUUUAAUUAAUCAUAAUAUAUAUUAGUACUAAAGGCUAAGAAAUUCGAUCAUUAAAAACUGAAAUAUAGAGGUUGAAUUUACAUAUAUAGGAUAUGGAAAAGAUUAUAGAAAUUUAAGAAGAUAAGAUCAGAGAAAUAGAAUAUUCAGUUUACUCUCCAGUUGCUAAAGUAGGAUAAAUUGAAUCUCCUUUAUAAAAUGGAUUUAAAAUUAUGUAAAUAGAAAUGAAAUAGUAAAUAAUAAAUAAAAAAUUACCUCGAGUUUAAUUUACUGAUAUUCGAGAAAUUUGUAUGAAGGUUAGGUUAAAUCUAGUUAGAAAUAGAGUGUAAUAUUAAGAAAUAGAGGAUUACUUUAAUGAAUAAGAAGAAUUGAGCAUUCAUUAAUUGAAAAAUAUUUUGCAUAAGUACGAAUUAUAAAAUAAUAAUAAGACCCCCUUUUGAAAUUUAAGAUCAUCAAUAAAUUAAACUUUUCAGUAGAUAUUUAGUCGAAGAUAAUUCUGAGGAUUAUGUGAUUUAUGAUUAAGAUAGAAAAAAUAAAACAUCAAUAAUAAAAUCAGUUAUGAAAAAGAUAGUUGGAAAAUAUGAAAUACUAUCAAAUGAAUAAGAGUUAUCAAUUUUAUAAUCUAUUUAAUAAGUUAAAAUUUGA
Paramecium sonneborni is the source of this 1623-nucleotide messenger RNA. The record is from the annotation of a GenBank genome assembly. NCBI's taxonomy places the organism in Eukaryota, Ciliophora, Oligohymenophorea, Peniculida, Parameciidae.